AUGCACACUCUGAAUUCUUCUGAAAUUGAGAUCACUACCUUCUACCUGAUUGGAAUCCCAGGGCUGGAGCAUGUCCAUGCCUGGAUCUCCAUCCCUAUCUGCCUCAUGUACCUGAUGGCCAUCCUGGGCAAUUGCACCAUCCUCUCCGUGAUCAGAACAGAACACUCGCUCCACGCACCAAUGUACUAUUUCCUUUCCAUGUUGGCUAUAUCUGACCUGGGCCUUUCCCUCUCCUCCCUCCCUACUACACUAAGGAUUUUCAUGUUCAAUGCCACAGGAAUUUCUCCAAAUGCCUGCUUUAUUCAAGUAUUCUUCAUUCAUGGAUUCACAGAUAUGGAAUCGUCAGUUCUCCUGGUCAUGUCCUUCGACCGCUUUUUGGCCAUACGCAACCCUCUGAGAUAUAGCUCGAUCCUCACCAGUGCCAGAGUUACCAAAAUGGGGGUGGUGUUUCUCGUUAAAAGCAUCCUCUUAGUGCUCCCAUUUCCUUUCACUCUCAAAAGAUUGACAUAUUGUAGGAAAAGCCUACUUUCUCAUUCCUUUUGUCUUCAUCAGGAUGUCAUGAAACUGUCCUGCUCUGACAGCACAGUGAAAUUUUUCUAUGGUUUCUUUGUUGCUCUCUGUAUGAUGUCAGAAAGUGUGUUCAUUGCCAUGUCCUAUGUGUUAAUCCUGAAGACGCUGGGAAUAGGUUCCCAUAAGGAGCGGCUCAAGGCCCUCAACACCUGUGUCUCCCACAUCUGCACUGUGCUCAUCUUCUAUGUGCCCAUUAUUGCCUUGGCUUCCAUGCACCACUUUGGCAAGCACAAGUCACCCAUGGCCAUGAUCCUCAUUGCUGAUAUGUUCUUCCUAGCACCACCUCUGAUGAACUCCAUUGUAUACUGUGUGAAGACACGGCAAAUUCAAGAAAAGCUUCUGGGAAAAUUGGGUCUAAAAGAAAAAUAA
Molecule: messenger RNA, 939 nt
Organism: Choloepus didactylus (southern two-toed sloth)
Lineage: Eukaryota; Metazoa; Chordata; Mammalia; Pilosa; Megalonychidae
Product: olfactory receptor 51A7-like
Biological process (GO): G protein-coupled receptor signaling pathway
Cellular component (GO): membrane
Molecular function (GO): olfactory receptor activity; G protein-coupled receptor activity
Source: RefSeq, a predicted model, not a curated record